CAUAAUCUAAUGGGAAAUGUAUUGUUUCAUCCAUCCAGGACAUAUAAACAAGAUCUUGACGGUGCUGAUGACAGUGGUGCUUGUGACUUUUGACGGAAUUCCUUACAUUUCUCAUGAUCUCACAAAAUACAAGAUUUCCUAUGGGAACCGCAUCCAACGCGACGUCCAGUGGCGCCACACCCCCGCCAGCUCGCCGUGCCCGCCGCACGUAACCGUCAUCGCCUUCGUCACCUCGAGCCCCGACCACCGCGAACGCCGAGACAGGAUCAGGAAUACGUGGGCCAACCCGGUCUACUAUCCGCACAAAGAUCUCAAAUUCCUGUUUGUGAUAGGAGCCACAGCAAACGCUUCUGUGCAGGCUGCCGUGGACGAGGAGGUGGCGCAGUUUGAUGAUAUUAUUCAAAACAACUUCAAUGAUUCAUAUCGGAACCUAACGUACAAGACCAUCGCGUGGCUGUCGUGGGUCGUGAACCAUUGCCCCGACGUUCCCUUCGCUCUCAAGGUGGACGACGACGUGGUUGUAAACCCCUUCGGUCUACAAGUUUUAUAUGGAAAGAUCAAUCGGAAGACCAUCUCGCAAAGAAAUGAGGGAAAACCGGCUGUCGGGAAAAUAUACGGAAGAAUCAUUCUGUCACAACCCCAGAGGCACGGGCGUUGGGCGCUAUCAAAGGAGGAGUACGCUGCAAAUUAUUUCCCGCCGUAUGCCACGGGGGCAGCUUACAUCGUUGAUAACGUAGCGCUCAAGAAGCUCUGGGAUCACGUUCCUCUUGCUCCCUUUCUGUGGAUAGAAGACGUGUUCCUCACCGGGAUGGUGGCACGAGAAGCUGAGCUUAAGCAUGAGUGGCUAAACUACCUUUACCUGGAGAAACAAUUAUCCGAAUAUUGGUAUAGAGAAUAUGGAAUUUUCUUGUUUGAAGCCUCGCCACAGGAUGCACAGAAGGCGUGGGAUCACAUCAUUAAAUAAACAGAUGUAACAAGCCCCAGGAAAAAAAAUAUCCACAAAAAUACGUUCGUGAGCUAAAAAUUCUACGCUGGUAGGUAAAAUAAUGCUUAUGAAAGGUCACACACACACGAACAGAGAAACAAAGAAACAAACACAUGCAACCAUACAAACAAAAACAAAUGAAACACACGUGUUGUGACCUUUUAUUUAUGAACGUUUUUGUGACCGACCUUCAUGUAUGUUUGUCCUUUUUGUGACACCAAAUGGUUAGUAACUUUGCCCUAUUUUUACUUGAACCUCUUAGGCAUUCUUGGCUCUUCUUGUGACCUUGAACUUUUCUAAAUGAUUAUCUUUUGUGGUAUAAAAUGUGUUUCAUGAUUUGAACCUCUGUGAUAAUCUUAUAUGAAACAAUUUCUGUAUAAAACGUCCUUUGUAA
Molecule: messenger RNA, 1379 nt
Organism: Penaeus monodon (black tiger shrimp)
Lineage: Eukaryota; Metazoa; Arthropoda; Malacostraca; Decapoda; Penaeidae
Product: beta-1,3-galactosyltransferase 5-like
Exons: 6
Coding region: 17-964 (315 amino acids)
Cellular component (GO): membrane
Molecular function (GO): hexosyltransferase activity
Source: RefSeq, a predicted model, not a curated record